Messenger RNA from Dentiscutata erythropus, 651 nucleotides. Lineage: Eukaryota; Fungi; Glomeromycota; Glomeromycetes; Diversisporales; Gigasporaceae. The record is from the annotation of a GenBank genome assembly.
AUGGAUGGUUUAACCGUAAAUCGUGACUUGAUGAAUAAAAUCGUAGAUCAACAAUUUGAAUUAUUUCCAAGAGACUUAGAAUUGAUGAUUGGCAAUGCAAAAUGUAACGAUAACAUAUUUGAUAUCGAUACACUUCAAAACUUUAAGGAAAAAGAGAUGCAAUUAAUUCAUAAUCUACAAACGGAAUUGAAUUGCAUACAAGAACGGUUUCAACGUGCACACGAACAAGAUUCGAAUCAGCAAACCUUGAAUAAACUUGCUCAAGUCACUAAAGAGCUCUCAUUACAAUUGGAAAGAUUUUACAAAAUAUAUGAUAAUGAGAUUGAACCAUGGGUAGGAAAGGAUCAAAAAAAAAUUCUUGAUGGUUUGGGUUUGCAGGUGCACGAAGCAAAUUCAAGACUUGAUAACUUACGACAAAGACUUAAAGACUUUGAAAUUAUCCACACGUCAUAUGAAGAUAUAAUCUCUCACCUUUCAAGUAUUAUAAAACCCCAAGCAUCAGAUAAUAAUCAGAUAAGUGAGCUAUCUGCUAAAUCAAAUAUAAACACAAUCAAUAACUGGGGCGAAACUGGCUUAGAUGCAAUAGAAAGGUUACAUAACGUUGAAAAAGUGUUGAGAAAUGGAAUUGUAAGAAGGGAAAGAGGUGGAUGA